AGCCCCGCUACUUUCAGACGCCGUUGCCUUUAGUGCAUAUGGUGCCUCGACUAGGGUACGAUCACUCGUGUAUUUUCACUUGAUGACUGUUGUUCAUACAACUACAAGAGCAGCUUCUACAUCUACGACUAUCUGGCGCGGCCCAGUGUAACGUCAUUAAAAGGAAGUCACCAGGCAGCAGCACAAGAUGCCGCUCACCCGCCAGGGCACGGCCGCGGCCCUGCAGGCAGGGCCUUCGAGUCCUUCGUUGGCGAAAAAGUCGCCACUGUCAAAGAUGAACAGUUUGAAAAAGUUGGCCUCCUCUACGAAACUCCCGUCAGUGCUGCUAAAAACCCUGGACCCCCGAGCCUGGAUUGCAGAGGAGAACAAUUAUACCACGACUACACCCUCGCGCCCGGGUAUGGAAGUGUCAGAAUCGAAAUUGACAAAAUCGAAAAACUUGUGAUGCAGAAAAUCGAUGCCAGUUAGACCCACAGUUUGUAGUCGGCGCAUGGCAAAUUCGCUCCAUCCUGGAGGCAAAUCUGUCAUGCGGUUUAGGGCAAAAGAGCUGCCUUCUGUCAUGCUAGUCAGCAGCCCAACGCUUAACCCUUACCAGGACUACAAUCCGCCUUCCUUGCAUCCUCUGCAAAAGAGUCGCUUUCUGCGUAGCAUUUUAUGCAUUACAGAUCAUUUCGAUUUUGUCGAUUUCGAUCCUGACACUCCCAUACCGGGGCCGGCGGGUGGUGGUGGGAUGAAUCAUGCCAGCAGCCCAACCGAAACGAGCCAGUAUCAAAUGCAAAAAUGUCUGGGUCUGGAAGGAUGCAACUUGUGAUGCUGCAUUUGGAUUCCAAAGAAAUCUGUAUUGCAUAUAGCAGCAAAGGGAGUGUCUUUUUGCUACGGGAAGAGGGCAUUUGUCAUGCGGAAUAGGCAUCCAGAAGCCCUCAAAAAAUCUCUGAUGCUAGGGCAUGCAUCACAGACAUCAUGGCUCACGCAAAACUUGCAUGAAAAGUCUCAGAAUCUUCCAGACCCAGACAUUUUUACAUUUGAUAGCCAGAAGCAGAAAGCAAAAAAGAGAGAACAUAACAACUCUUCCGCGCCGCGGCCAAAUAGGAAUAGCAAUAGCCACAACUACAAUAAUCCGGGAUCCUUUCCUCCAACAGGUGCACCAAGAGCUUCGUUGCGAAAAUCUUGUCGCGGGUAUGAGAUUGCACAGCUCACGAUUCUCCCUCUCAUUUGUACUAUGGCAGGAGCUGCAGCAAUACAAAUACCAGCACGCGCGGAGCAUGUGCACGACAAGUUCAUCAUGCACCGACUCGAGUACUGCUUGAGAAGAUUUUAGUGGCAUUUGUCAUGCAAACAGGGCAAGAAGGCAGCAACCUGAUUUGGGAUUUUGCAUCACAAAUCAGGGGAAAAAUACGGUGAGUUGUGCAGUGCCAUAGCGGGAAGGGUGUGCACAUUCGUGACAGCCUGGUCGUUGGAGGCGAAAAAGAGCAGCACAACAACGGCGAAAAUAAGAGACUGUCCACGAGACGCGUGCAGAGCUUACGCAAGGCGCCCUUCGUCGUAACAGCCUCCAAUACGAAAGCGGCCAACAACAACAACGGGCGCGGGUCUCUGGUCAAUUUCCGCCCAGGCUCAGUUCGGCUCGACGGUCUCGACCUUCUUGACGGCAGUCUAUGCAAUGUGCAAAAGUAUCCUGCUAGUGUGUAAUGAAUAGCAUCACAAAGCUUGUGAAGCUCAAGAAUGGAAUUUGUAAUUCCGCCGCAGGUUUGGAAAAAUAUUUGUCGUGUUCAUGUCUGAAAUGGUUUACGAGUACGAUACUUUUGCAAUGCAUAUGUUCCCUUCGACGACGAUCCAAUUGAGGGCGAGGUGGUGCAGAGAAGUGUCUGGGAGCAGAAGGUGUUAGCCAUUGUGGAGCUGCCAACGUACAUUCAUAGAGCUGUUUACUUUUUGUCAUGCGUAGCCGACUUUUUUGGCACUGAGCACAGGCGGAGGCGAACUUAGGAUUGUGCGGUGCAUUUUCUGUGAAGAAGAUUAUUUUUAAUCUGUGAAUAUUAUAAAAGACCACGGAGUCGUGGGUUCAUCAAAUCAAUGGGAUGAAAAUCAAAAUUUUCAUAUAAGGUUCGACAUGCUGAUCGGAUUGUUGCUUUUGGUGAACGGGUUUCUGCUCGGUUUGGAGUACGAACUGGAAAUCGAGGAUCGAGACACUUUCUGGUUUCAGUUUGCCAACGUGUUUCUGGUCAUCCUCUUCACCCUCGAAUUUCUCAUGCGGUUCGUCGAAUAUGCGUUGCAAAUAUGUCUGGGUCUGGAAGAAUGCAACUUGUCAUGCUAAUUCUGAAUAGUGCAAAAAUAUGUGUUGCAUGAUUGCCAAAAGCUGCUCACUUUUGACCACAGCUGUUGAUAGGGAGUUUCUCAUGCAGACGAGGCAUGAUAGGGGUCGGACAAAAUCUGUCAUGCUGGGUCAUGUAAAACAGACUUCACGCGUCAUGGAAAGCCUGCAUGAAGACAAAACUUCCAACCUUCCAGACCCAGACAUAUUUGCAUUUGAUAUCGAAGCGAAUUACACCACGAGAAAUUUUACCAAGUGGCUCUGGUUCGAUCUGUUCGUCUUGGUGCUGGCUUGGGUCACCGACGUCAUCCUUCCGUACGUGAUUUUCGCCGCCUUGCGGGAUCCGGACGGGUCGGACGGAGGUGCCGACAACACCAGCAGCGAGAAGAGUAACUCGAACAUCGUAUCCUGUGUAAAAAUUUUCCCACCCCAUAGUUAAGUUGGGAUCUCCGCAACACAGAUCCAGGCGUUUUGGACGCCACGCAUGACAAGUUGCAGCCCGUAGUGUAGUGCAGGUUAGCAAGGGCAGCCGCAUUACAAAUCGAGAUACGUAUCCUGUUGACAGCAUUACAAAUUCCAAAACACGACUGGAAAUGCCCAUCAUCGGGAUGCGCAUCACAAAUGUUCUUGUCAUUGCAAAUCUGCAUGACAACUCUUUAUCGUGGCCGGGAGAUGAUGGUGAUGGCACUUUGGUGUCCGCCUGACCCACCCGCCCUGCGUCUCAAGCCAUCUGCGGCCAUGGCACAAUGGGGGGGCAAAGUGUGUCGCAUUUUGUUUAGCAUGACAACUCUGGGGUGGGGAUGUUUUUACAGAGGAUACAUCGCGGAGAUUCUCUCGAUGACCAAAGCUUUAAAUUGCGUCCGCGUGGUGCGCAUGUUUAGCAUGAUAGAGCACUUGUGGACGGUCACCCUGACCUUUCUCUUUGCCGUGUAUCCUGAGUAAAAACGUACCCACACCAUAGUCAAGAUGGGGAAUCGGCUAGACAAAUCCACAAGUUUUGGCUGUUUUGCAUGACAAAUUUGGAUUCGUAGUGUAGUGCUGUUUGAGCUAGCUCAGCAGCAUCACAGAUCUAGCAUACCAUGCUGAUUGGAGCAUGACAAAUUGCAAAACACGACUAGAAAAUGCUUCUCAUGGGGCUCCGCAUGAGAAACAUUUUCAGCAUGCAGAUUUGCAUUACAACUCUGGCGUGGGUACGUUUUUACUCAGGAUACCGUGCAGCCGUUGCUUUGGACCGUGAUCUUCACACUGACGGUGUAUCAUUGUGAAAAAAGCCCCCUCCCCAUACUAAAACGGAGAUUUGUGUAGCAUGAUUUGCUACCACAAAUCACGUUGUCAUGCUAGAAGGCAAAGGAUCAAGAUGUAGACACUGUAGUGCUGGCUGGCAUGGGAAAGCCUUGCAUCUUCAGCAUGACAGGAGGCAACUGGAAGUGGAAAUCAGCAUGACAGCUGCCUGCAAUUCACGCCAGAACUGCGUCGCUUGGCCUGCAGGCAAUACAAGUCGAGUCGUGUACCCAAAUCCAGCAUCACAAGUGUCCUUUUCAAUAUGGGGAGGGGGGAUUUUUCCUCGCAAUAUGGUGUGCUUCAUCUUCUCCAUGGUGGUGGUCGCUUUGUGCACAUUAGGCAUUGCAAAAGUAUCGUACUCGCAUUGCAAUCAUGCAUGAUUGCAAUCGCAUUGCAAUCAUGCUUUUUGUUAAGGUAAAUCCGCAUUACAGAUUUUACUUCUCAUGCUGAGAAAAUUUGUAAUGCAUUUUUUAUACGAGUGCGAUACUUUUGCAGUUCAUACACAUUCAACUACGACAACUUCAUCGCCCAGAACCCCGACGCCUUGCAGUGCCACCGGACCCUGCCGGCGUUCUACACGUAUGAAGUGCAAAAGUAUGGCAUCGUACUCGUAUAAAUGCAUUACAAGUUUCCUCAGCGUGAGAAAUAAAAUUUGUAAUGCUGAUGCAUCUUAAGAAAAACAUUUGUAAUGCAUGAUUGCAAUACGAGCACGACACUUUAUUUGCACAGGAUAACACGCUUCUGCAAAUCAUGACCCUGGACGGUUGGGUUGAGAGUAUUGAGGAGGUGGUCGCGGCCACGGGCAGCCCGGUUUUGAUGUUGUUCUUCUUCACAACCUACCUUUCGGUGUCCGCUCUUCUGCUCCUCAACAUGGUUACCGCCGUGGUCUUAUGAACUGCAAAAGCAUCGUACUCGUAUAAAUGCAUUACAAAUCUCCUCAGCUUGAGAAAUAAAUUUUGUAAUGCGGGUUUACCUGAUGAAAAGGAUUUGUAACGCAAGACUUGCAUUUAUACGAGUAGUACGAUACUUUUGCACAGGAUAGGUCUUCAAGUCAGCAGAGGCGAGGACCGACAAGGAACAUAUCGCAAGAAAAAAGUGUUACAGUUACACAUUGCGUUGCAGGCCAAGCAAGACAGACAAGUUCUGUCAUGCGGGAUAUGCCUAGGAGCCCCGUUCAAUAGGUGUUUUAUCGUGGGAUUUCUGCAUUACUUUCAUGCAGAGAAAUUUGUGUUGCUGAAUUCACUACAAGUGUGUAACUGUAACACUUUUUUCGUGGGAUAGAACAGAACUCGUUUCUGAUAAAGAUGGUGAAGCUGAAAACCAGGUUUGACCUUCUCCUAGGGAAGAUCGAACAUUCAAACCUGGGUGGCGUAUGAACUGCAAAAGUAUCGUACUCGUAUAAAUGCAUUACAAAUUUCCCAAGCAUGAGAAAGAAAAUUUGUAAUGCGGGUUUACCUUAAAAAAAAGACUUGUAACGCAUGACUGCAAUACGAGUGCGAUACUUUUGCGCAGGAUAUGGCGGUCGCGACAGCAACAAUACGAUAAACAGUGCGGCAGAUGAGUGGGUGAACAACUACCGGGAUGAAGACGAAGACUCGGAUGAGCCAAUAAACGGGAACUAUGGAAACAACUUCACCACUUCAUCGGGUCGUGGUGGAUCAUCUUCGCAGCUGUAUGCAUUGCAAAAGUAUCGUACUAGUGUAAAUUGCAUAUACAAAUUGACUUAGCAAUUAAUUUGUAAUGCGGAUUUUCCUUCGGAAAAAGAUUUGUAAUGCAUAAACUCAAUUAGUACGAGUGCGAUACUUUUGCACAGGAUGAGCUGGUGAAAAAAGCAAAUUUCUGGGACCUCAUUGCCUCCAUCUCGAUCGUUUACGAGGCAUUGGGUUACCUGGGUAUCCUAGACGAGGACGACGCACUGGAGCUAGUGUGGCUAUCAAGUGCAAAAGUGUCUGGGUCUGGACGAGGGUUAGAACUUGUCAUGCUAAAUCUGAACGAUGCAAAAAUCUGUGUUGCGUGAGUGCCAAGAGCUGUCCGCUUUUGACCAAGUUGAGAGGGAGUUUCUCAUGCAGGAAAGGCAUAAAAGAGACCUCAAAAAAUCUGUUAUGCUGGGUCUCGCAUUCCAGACCUCAUGGGUCAUGGAAAACCUGCAUCACAAAUCUUGCAUUCUUCCAGACCCAGACAUUUUUACAUUUGAUAGUGGCCGAUCUUGCACAAACUCAAGGAAGAAGUAGAAAACGAAGACGAGGAGGAGGACGAGUGGGACAGUUACAAGGUGUUCGGUGUCGGCGAAUCGAAAGACGACCGGAAGUGGGGUGUAGAGAAGAAUUACUUUCUCAGGUACUACUAGAGGAAAAAAUGGAAAUCGAAAUUCGUCGUAGACAAUGAAAUCUCGAUGGAAUAAACGUAGUUGUUUGUGCUUUUGAAAAUCAAUAUCAAACUCUGUACAACGAAAACACAAACAGGCUCUGUGUGGUGCUGGAAAAAGUCGGGGAAGACCCGACGAUGGUUGCGUUAGUCCAAUCUGGGGAGGAUGUUGCUUAUGGACAGUGAACAAUCUACUGACGUCCACGACGUACCUGUAAACGUCGUGAUGUUCGUGGUCAUGAUGUAAAAAUGAGGCUCUUCUUCUUGCAGUAUCUGUAUCUUCCCUUAUUCCGCACUGCAAACUCUACUCUUUGCAUUUUAUCUGUCAUGCUCCUGCAGGUUGUCAUGCAUUUUGUAUAUGUCUCCGUGUUUUCAUGCAUUUGUAUGUUCUGAUGCUGCUUUCACUUUACCUGCAGAAUGUUUCUAGUCUCAUGCAGCACUAGUAUUACAUUGCGCUUAUGUAUACAAGCCUGGGCUGAUCACAAUCAUAAAAAACUUUUUUGAAACAUUCGAACACGAAUAUGAACGUGACUGCUUGACUUGUACAUAAAUAAAUCCGAAGAGCAAAUGGAUGUUUAACACAAACAUCUUGACAUGCUGAGUUUCCUCUCGAUCUCGCCUUCGUAUGAGAUGGCAUGAGGGAACUCUUUCGAAUUUGUUUUGCUUUUCGAUUUUGUUUUGCUUUUUGUUUUAGUUGGAUUGUGUGUCCAUACCAGGCACCUAUCCUGCCUUGCUCGUGCGCAUACGUACGUAGAUCUCUGGCACUUGUGCCUCGAGGUUUAGGGUCGGAACGUUCUCAGCACUGCUGAAGCUUUAGAACCAGAAGGGCGGGCCCGCCUAGACGGAUCAGAGCAAUAGGCUUUACUAGCGCUUUUUAUGUAGUAGUCUUACUUUGCCUUCCUUUUGCUUGCUUUUCUCCUCCUGGGCCCUACUGGCACCAAGCAGUGUUUUUUUUGGGUGGGUUGUAUUAUGGGAUUUAUUAUAUUUUAUUUUCAAAAAAAUGCUUAUACUUCUUUUUCAAAAAUGUUGCUUCUACGCCUUUCUCCGCAUUCCGCCAUGUGCGCCUUCUUCUUCCCUUCCUCCGCGACCUCCGCUACACGUCCCGGUUCCGCAGCCUACGCAGCUCGUCCCUGUGCCGAGGCCUACGCGGCAAGGGUUUCAGGGUUCUAGGGUCGUUUAGGGUUCUUAGUUUGACCUUAUUCCGCACUGCAAACUCUACUCGCGGUGGUGGCAGCUGGACCUGGCGCAGUUCUUGUGCCUCUGGCACGUCGUGUAGUCGACGUUCGGUAGAUUUGUAUAACUGUAUAGUCGAAGCAAACAGUACUUUCUCCGCCUGGCGUUGAAACUUGUGGAUCCAACCUUGCCACUCUGCGACGAGAACAGUUUCAGCUCUGCGUCUGGUGAAAGUAGUUCUUCAACGGCUGAUCGCAGAACUACUACUGCACCGAAUGGACAGACGGAAAGAACAUCAACGUCCCCUUUGUUGAUAAAGACAACGCCCACUCCUACUACACCCGGCACUCCCGCGCCGAACUCGAUUUUGGCUUCGGCGAAAAAGAGGAGCGCUGAGGACAGGACGACCCGAGCAACUACUUCUACGCCGAACAGCUCUUGUGGUGCGCCAGAUGUAAGAACUAGUACCCCAGCUGCAUUGCGAAACGGCGAACAAUACGACCGGGACAGCUGUAUUACGAGUACGAAAAACGACAAAACUUUUUGCGUCCGGUCCAAAUACGCGGUGAAGGUAAAUUUCGAACUCCCAGAUGAACAGAGCGGGAGCCCGAAGGAGGAAGUGUUUGCUCAGGAAGAUCAUGAUGGUGAUCAAAGACUACAAACCGAAGGGGAUGGUGAUGUUGGCAGUUGUCGUACUAGCAACACCUCCCGCCGGGAUGGGGACAUUAAUCCAACGACCACGGAAGUAGAAGUAGCAGUAGAUGCUGCGCAACGAGAUCAUCAUGAACUACAAGCGGAUGAAUUGUUGGAGCGCAGUCUUUGCUCGCUGCACCUGCCGAGUGAGGAGGAGAGGAGGAACAAGCGAACGGGCGGGAUGUUGAACAGUGGCGCGGCGGAACAAGCGAAUCAAAUAACCGUCGCUGGAAUAAAGAGCGCAAACGUAGCUGGAGGAGAAGAACCAACCCACGACAUGCCAACAACUCCAACGACCUUGCUGCAAGAAUUGCAAGACGACCACGAUGAGGAUCUGUUACUGAAACUUGCACAAAAUAAUAAUGACCUCGCAACUACCACGGCGGACCAAACGCAGCAAAUGCAAACAAAAACAUCUUCUUCCUCGUCAUCUUCUCCAUCCGGAGCUUCGUCCACCAAGAACUCACCUUCCGUGACGCUCCAGCAGCCGCCGCGGCCCCCCGAGUAGGUGGCGUUACUAGGGGUGGUAGAAGUUGAGGAUAAAAUUCUACUGAUAUUCCAGUCUAAUACGUAGCACACCAAGUUGAAUUUAUUUCGUGCAUUUCAUAGACCAAGAGCGUUUCAAAGUGUGUCGCUACGCCGCUAUCCCAUGUACAGUUUAAGAUUUUUCGUGUAGAAUACCAAUGUCCAGUCCAGAUCUUUUACCCAUUAACGAAGAAAGUCGGAUGAACAAUGUCAAUAUGCUGUAUAAAGUUAGAGAAGAUACAUCACAAAAGACUUUUCCCAUUUUCAGCAACGUAGGUAUAGGUAAGAAAAAUUUUCACUUUUAGCCCCAUCCACCUGUAGUUUCAUACUGUUUCAGCACUUUAGCUCGCCUAUAAUUUUUCGCGAAGACAAUUUAAAUUUUACCUGAUAGAUUUUCUUUUUUUUUUGGAAGCACAGUAGCCGCUACGUUUGAGCUCUUAACGCGUUUGUUCGGAGAAUGAACGUGGACGAGAUGAAAACGCACUGAAUACAGUACCAAGUAUGAGCCGAGCCUUGUCGACGCAACUGCGUAGUGGUCGGCAUUGGUAGUAGUUUAGGUUUUUCAGCAUAUUAUACAUGUUUCUUUGACAUAUACUUGGAAUUUUUUUAGCCCUGCUCUCAAACUUUUUCUGCCGUUGUCCGGUGCUUCUUUGUACCUUGUCUCCAGUGAGCGCAAGAUCAUGGCUUGACGCAGUAUGGGAGUGUCAGAAUUGAAAUCGUCAAAGUUGAAAUAACUUGUAAUGCAUAAAGUCGAUACCAGCCGGAAGCCCAAUUUCCAAGCGGCGCAUGACAAAUUUUCCGAGUAACGGAAUCCAAUUUGUCAUGCAGUUUGGGCACAGACGACUGCUUUUGUCGUGCUACUUUAGCAGCUCUAUUUCAAACCCUAAACAGGCUGACAGUCGGCCUCACUUGCCAUCCCGGCAAGACAGGCACUUCAUGCCUUGCAUUUUAUGCAUGACAAAUCAUUUCAACUUUGUUGAUUUCAAACCUGACGCUCCCAUA
Messenger RNA from Amoebophrya sp. A120, 9346 nucleotides. The record is from the annotation of a GenBank genome assembly. Lineage: Eukaryota; Dinophyceae; Syndiniales; Amoebophryaceae.